GCCGUUUCACACACUGAAGAAAGCUGAGUCACAUCUAAAUGCCGCGGCAGCUGCUAACGCUAACAGCGAAGGAGACGGAAUUUCUGCGUUUAUUUAUUCUCCCUUUUAUUGAACAAUGUUGACGAUCACGCUGAAAACUCUACAACAGCAGACCUUUAAGAUACAAAUAGAUGAAGAGCUGACGGUACGAGCUCUUAAAGAGCAGAUUGAAUCUGAAAAGGGCCAGGAUGCUUAUCCUGUAGCUGGACAGAAGCUCAUCUAUGCAGGUAAAAUAUUGAAUGAUGACAUACCUUUAAAAGAGUACAAAAUAGAGGAGAAGAACUUUGUUGUGGUCAUGGUUACUAAGCCGAAACCAACAGCACUUCCUCCUGUGGUUGCUAUUCCUCUCCCUGACCUUUCAUCUCAGGCCCUUUCUAUACCUGCUCCCCCGCCGUCUGCCCCAGCGGCCCCUGUACCCAUCCCAAGCCCCACAUCUGCCUCUGCUGCUGCGGUAUCCACCCCUACAACUGCCCCUGCACCCAUAAUCACUCCUACAACUGCUCCUGUACCCACAAUCACCCCUAUAACUGCUCCUGCCCCCACAGUCACCCCUACAACUGCUCCUGCACCCACAAUCACUCCUGCAUCUGCCCCUGCUCCAGCACCUGUACCCACACCCACCCUUGUUGAACCAGUGCAGUCUGUGGAGCCUCCUGCUCCUCCAGCCACAGCGCCCCCUGCUACUGCCUCUGCUGCUGCCUCUGCUGCUGCCCCUGCUGCUGAACCUGCUGCUAGUGUGGAGUCAGUGGAGACAGAGAGUGCAAGUGCCCAGGCUGCAUCUGCAGAACAGCCGCAGAGAGCCGAACCAGAACAGCCAUCAAACCCCACUGCAGCUCUCUCAGCUGCCAGCAUUAUGGAUGAACUGGGCCUUUUGGAGGAAGCAGCAUCGAUACUUGUCACAGGACAGGCGUAUGAGAAUUUGGUGACAGAGAUCAUGUCCAUGGGAUAUGAGAGGGAGCAGGUUGUCGCCGCCUUGAGAGCGAGCUACAACAAUCCUGACCGAGCAGUGGAAUACCUGCUCAUGGGUAUUCCUUCUGAGUCAGAGCAGCCUGUACAAGAAGCAGUGCGACCUGCAGCAGAAACAGAGAGACCUCAACCUCCACCAGCAGCCACUGGUGCUACACCCUCCCAGGCCCCACCCACCACAGCUAACCCCCUGGAGUUCCUGAGGAACCAGCCGCAGUUCCAACAAAUGCGUCAGAUCAUCCAGCAGAACCCAGCACUCCUCCCUGCCUUGCUGCAGCAACUGGGAAGGGACAACCCUCAGCUUUUGCAGCAAAUCACGCGGCACCAGGAGCGAUUUGUGCAGAUGCUUAAUGAGCCGCUGGGAGGUGAAGCAGAGGCAGCAGAGGCACAGGGAGCUCCACAGACUAACUACAUCCAGGUCACACAGCAGGAGAAAGAGGCCAUAGAGAGGUUAAAAGCUUUGGGCUUCCCUGAGGGACUAGUCAUUCAGGCUUAUUUUGCCUGUGAAAAAAACGAGAACCUAGCAGCCAACUUCCUGCUCCAGCAGACCUUCGACGACGAGUGAAUGUGUAACGUGGACUGAAACCCUAGGUGGCGAUGGAGAGACUGAGAGUGCUAGUGUGUGUGUAGUGUGCGCUUGUGGCAGAGUUUGAGAGGAGAUUUUAAAUGCGACUGCGAGUACAUUAUAAAGGAGAGAAAAGCCAUGUUGUGAAUUACUCUAAUAUCAGAGAUCAGAAUCUGUAUUAGAUUAUUUCACUUAGACAGUAGGCUGUGUGUCUCUGCUGCUGUUCUCGCCGAACGUGCCGUGUGAAGUUUGCAGGUUUUUAUCUCUGCUCUAAGUUAUUGCUUAUUAAAUCCUGCCAAGACCCUAAGACCCCCCGAGUAUGAGCUCUCAUCGUGUCCUUACAGUAUGUGUGACACAUGGUCUUGCUUUUUUUUGUUUAUAAUUUUCACAAGUGCUCUAUAAUCUGUAGUCAAAAAUGGGAUGUACCAUUCUUUAAAGAACUGAAUUUUAUGAUUUUGAAUUGGAAAUAACACAGUACUACCACAUGUCCAAUGAAGAGACAACAAAUUAUAUUGAAAUCAUUCUCUCUUGCCAAAAGUUUUGACAUUGUCUGGUGUCUUAUCUAGGCACCUAAAUAAACAGGGAUGCCAAAA
Molecule: messenger RNA, 2163 nt
Organism: Hemibagrus wyckioides
Lineage: Eukaryota; Metazoa; Chordata; Actinopteri; Siluriformes; Bagridae
Gene: rad23ab
Product: RAD23 homolog A, nucleotide excision repair protein b
Exons: 10
Coding region: 116-1570 (484 amino acids)
Biological process (GO): proteasome-mediated ubiquitin-dependent protein catabolic process; nucleotide-excision repair
Cellular component (GO): cytosol; nucleoplasm
Molecular function (GO): polyubiquitin modification-dependent protein binding; damaged DNA binding; proteasome binding
Source: RefSeq, a predicted model, not a curated record